AUGGGUAAUCUAAUAAAUAGCCUUCUUCUGGUAACAACUAUCAUAACUCUUCAAGAAGUCGUUUCUAGCAGCUCAAAAAGAAAUACGUAUGAAACUAUAGAAUACGACGAUGGCGAUUCGGAAGAGUCCACCACUCCUCCCACACAGACACGGGCAACGACGAUAACUCCUUCGGAAACAGUUCCAGCACCGCCACAGAACAAUACCGGAACCGAAGAGAACCCAGAAAACAAACUCGGAGGCACCGUUCCAGGUGACUCCGAUAAUGAUGAUGAGGAAAGUGACGAGGACGAUGAUUUCGACGUUUUAACGUUUGCAGAAGCGCCGACUACCACGACGGCCCAAGGGGUGCCCGCCACACCGGCGCCCGAACCUACGUACACCGCCGCGUACGUUCCGGAUGCUCCGAGGCUUCCGAAGUUCUGCAUGCUAGAGGAGGACGAAGGCGAGUGUGACGGCGAGGAACGGGGCCCCGGUGAGACGCGAGUGUUCUUCAACGCCAAGACGAACUCUUGCGAUUACUUCCCGUACUCUGGAUGCAAGGGCAACGGAAAUAAUUUUGCAACCGAGGAGGAGUGCAUGGAGAGAUGCCGAGUCGGCGCGGUGUACGACAGCAAGGAAGACGCCCGACUUCCCAGAGUGUGCAAGCUGAGGAUGACUCCCGGUCAUUGCGAAUCGGGGCAGGAACCAGAGCUUCGCUACUUUUAUAACCAGUACACGGAACGAUGCGAGGUGUUCACUUACAGCGGCUGCGGGGGCAACGAAAACAAUUUCAAAACUGAGCACGACUGUGAAACAAGGUGCAUAUACACACCCGAUGGCGCUUGCACUCUCCAGCCGGAGAGAGGUCCGUGCAAUCAGAACUUCACGAGAUACUACUGGGACAAAGAACUUGGAGAUUGCAAAGAAUUUGUGUACUCCGGCUGCGCUGGCAACGAGAACAAUUUUCCCGACAAGGAAAGCUGCCAAAAAUACUGCAAAGCGAAAAGUACGUACCUCGAAUUAUGGAGGAAAGUCUGGAGUGCCAUGCAGUCGUGGAUGAAGCGGGGUUACAGUUGA
Ixodes scapularis (black-legged tick) is the source of this 1059-nucleotide messenger RNA. RefSeq names its product tissue factor pathway inhibitor-like. Gene Ontology annotation, molecular function: serine-type endopeptidase inhibitor activity. The record is from RefSeq and is a predicted model, not a curated record. Bases 1 to 1059 code for a protein of 352 amino acids. NCBI's taxonomy places the organism in Eukaryota, Metazoa, Arthropoda, Arachnida, Ixodida, Ixodidae. The transcript has 7 exons.